Kwoniella shivajii is the source of this 3432-nucleotide messenger RNA. RefSeq lists its product as uncharacterized. NCBI's taxonomy places the organism in Eukaryota, Fungi, Basidiomycota, Tremellomycetes, Tremellales, Cryptococcaceae. Bases 1 to 3432 code for a protein of 1143 amino acids. Gene Ontology annotation, cellular component: replication fork protection complex. The transcript is spliced from 16 exons. The record is from RefSeq and is a predicted model, not a curated record. Gene Ontology annotation, biological process: DNA repair; DNA replication checkpoint signaling; replication fork arrest. Gene Ontology annotation, molecular function: DNA binding.
AUGAGUUUCACGUUCUCUCCAACUCGAGAAGGAGAUUCGCCCGACCCAUAUCAUGAUCGAUUAUCACCAUCGUUAAUCGAUGAACCCAUCGACCGGACACUGAUCUUCUUACCUGCCGUUCAAUCAUUAGUAGCUGCUUUAGGUGGAUAUGAAGAGAUUGAAACAUCACCUGGAUCGGGGAAAUACGAAACUGUUUAUAGACCAGGUGAUAGUGUACUAGGAGUACUAAAAGACCUGAAGAAAUUAUGGAGAAAAGAUGAUGAAGAUGACGAGAGGACGGUUGCGAGAUGUAUGGCUAAAGCUGGAUUAAUGAGAGAGUUAGUCGCUCUCUUGGUUGAAUGUACGGAUAGAGGUGAUUGGGGUAGAAAAGUUUCUCUUGUAGCUUGUGAUCUCAUCGCAGCUUUGACAUGGCCAAUUGAUGUUACAUCAGAAUUAAAAGAAAUGGAAGAUGAACCAAAUGUCAUUACGGAUUAUGCAAGUUUGUUAAGAGCUCAAUUAGAAUAUAAAGCUUUGAUACUACAGUCAAGUUCACCUUUAAGAUGUUUAUUAGCUUUGAUGUUACCAAGUUUAGCAAAACCUAGGAAAGACGAAAAAGAUGAACGAAUCAUCUCAUUAGGUUUACAUGUCAUAAGGAAUCUACUAGCUAUCAAAGAUGUAGUAGCUGAGGGGACUGCAGUUGGUGAAAAAGAGGAGUUUGCACAUUUACAGUCAACCCUCAUCCUACAACUAAACAAACUCACAUACUUCCAACUGAUUCUCACUUUAGCUUCAUGUGCGGAUAAAUCAGAUUUCAAUCCUUUCAACGUCUUAGUAUUGGAUAUAUUACAUCUGAUAUUUAGAUCUGUCAAACCUAAAGAUUUAGGACAAGAUCAGGCUAGAGCUCCACUAGAAAACCUAUCGAAAUUGCUUGACGCAGAGAAAAGACAAAAAGCUUUAGUUUCUAAAGUUGGUAUGACCAGACAUUCGAGGUUUGGGACUACGGUAGCUGUCAGGGCUGGCGAACAAAAAGUGAUUUUACACAAACAGAAUGCUAUCAGUGCAAAUGCUGGUAAAAUCUUGGAUGAAGUUAAAAGAAAACGAGCUCAGAAGACAAAGAAAGUUGACGAACUCACUUUAAUUAUCGAUUUCAGUCCAGAUGCUAUGCGAGCUCUACAAUCUCUAGCUAAAUCUUUCAUAGAAUCGUGCUUCAAUACUUUCUUCAGUUCGAUCCUUCGAGAUAUUCGAAUGGAGCGAAGUAAAAUUCGGCCGACAGACAACGUUCGAACGUUCUUCUUGACCCGAUACUUUAUCGAGUAUCUGCUCACUCUUCGGCAUAAAGAGGAAGAAAAGGGUCUAAAACAGCAUGAACUGUCACUAGGGUUGGUGGCAGAAAUGGCGGAGAUGGAUUCCAUCAGAUGGCUGUUCUCGAGAAUGAAGAGCUCAAUGGACGACAAGCCACCGGCUUGGACAGAGUUGCAAGCUAGUUUAGACUGCUUCACUCAGGUGCUGUUGCUCCUCGACGCGAUGGUAACGUCGGCAGAAGAAGAGGACAUCGAAGUGGCUGAGAUUGUGCAAAAUAACCUUUACUAUAACGGUGAUAUCCUCGACUCUUCGCUUUCGGUUAUAUCACAAUAUAAGGAUCAAUCUGUUGCGUACCUUGAUUCGGUAGUCCACUUCGCCUAUGUGCUGCUGCGAAUGCUAGAGAAAUUCUCGAAAAACAAAGCAUUUAUGUUCAUACGUAAAAAGAAAGCAGCAAGAAAGAAGCGAAAGGAAGCUGAAAAUCUCAUGGAUCCAACUGCGAAUGGUAUGCCGGAAGAAUAUGGAAAUGAGGAGGAAGAAGUUUUACAGCCUGAUCAAGAAGCGCCUAGUUAUGCUGAACAUGCUUUCACUUUCAAAUCUUUCGAAAAAAGAUUCGCUCAAGAACCUGUAACCAAUACACUUCUUUCAUACCUUGCUCGAUCUCAGGAAUUCGAUGAUCCCGAACAGAUGAAAAGAGUUGUAGGUUUAAUGCAUCGACAAGUGAUCAAAGCUCAAGCAGAAGGAUUAUAUUUCAAAGUGUCGACUCUCAAUCUGUUUCGAAAGAUACUUGAUUCAGCGCACACGCUACCAAAAGCGGAUUCUUCGAAAGAUCUCUCUCAACUAAUAAGCUUUAUCCUGCGGAAAUUCUUCAAACGAGUAGCUGAAGAUCCAUUCUUGAUCGUUGAAGCAUUUGGAAGUAAAUCAAGAAGUAAAUGGAAGGAAAUUAGCAGUUACAAAUCUGAUGAUGAGUCUGAUGAUGGUAUGGGCGGCCAAAGAAACAGGAUGAAAGAACAAAUGGGUCAAGCUGAAAUUGAAUUUAAGAAGAACAAGAAGUUAAGUUGGAGUCAACAGAUGGAAAUUGUAGUGGCAAUCAUACUGAAAGAAGGCCACGAGGAACUGAUCAGGUGGAUCAUAGAGGUACUCGAAGUGACCCUGGCAGCAAGGACAGAGAUCGUCAUUUCUGUGGAUGGAGAAGAUGCGGCCCUUCAGCAGGCAGAGGACAGUGAGGAUGAUGAAGACACUCGAGCCAGGAAUUUUUCUGGACCGAGUACAGCUGCCCGCGAGAAGUUUGUUCAACAUGAUCUUGACCCCUCAACGGACUUGCAGAAAAGUGCAGUCACCAAGGAUUCACAUCUCAGAUUGAUGCUUCGACUGUUGUCUUUUGAUAUGGUUCAUCCAGCCGAUUUGCCUAUUUCAGAUGAUACUAUAACCUCAAAUGAGAAGGAAGAAACAACGAAAUGGUUCAUCCCGCCUUCAGUGUUACCUUCGUCACUUUCGACCUCAUUAGGAGCUUUAAAGCAAUAUCUGAUAUCACCACCUUCUUUGACCGAAGACCCUAAAUCCUUGAUGCGACGUACGCGGCCACCUAGAAGAAGAAGAUCACCGUCAUUAUCAGAGAUGGAAUUAGAUUCAGAAACUGGGGAAUUAGUGAAAAAAGUUAAACAGAAGAGACAGAGAAAGCAAAAAGCAGCAGAAAUGCAAACUUUCAAGUCUGCCGCUUUCAUAGAAGAUUCAGAUGAUGAAGAUCCUGAAAAUACUAGGAGAUUCUUCGAGAGAGAAGAAGAAUUGAGGAUUGAAAUGAAGAAAUUAGCUGAAGAACAAGGUAAUGUGAUGCGAAAGACUGGAUCGAAGAAGAGGAAAAGGGGAAAAGGAAAAGGAAACGGAAAUCAAGUUGAACAGAUGGAAUCAGGUAGUGAGAAUGAAGAUAUGGGCAGAUUAUCACUUCCGCUAUCAUCACAGUUCCUUGAUGGAUCAGACCAUCAAGACGCAGGAAUGGACAGUGACGAUGGAAGCGAUGAAGAUGUACCGAGAAAUAAAAGAACAUCAUUAGCACCGAGCAGACCUGUAGAUAGUGAUGGGGAUACACCCCCACCUACCGCUAGAGUGAUGGGGAAGAUCAAGAGAAUAGUGGACUCUGAUGAAGAAGAUGAGUGA